AUGGAAAUACUGAUGACAGUCCGAAAGAUCGCCUCGAUUUGUACGAUGGGCGCCAAUGCCUCUGCCUUGGAGAAGGAGAUUGGACCGGAACAGUUUCCCGUAAAUGAACACUACUUUGGAUUGGUUAAUUUCGGCAACACCUGCUACUGCAACUCUGUGCUGCAGGCUCUCUACUUCUGUCGCCCGUUCAGGGAGAAGGUGUUAGCUUAUAAGGUGCAGCCCCGACGCAAGGAGUCGCUCCUCACCUGCCUGGCGGAUUUGUUCAACAGCAUUGCCACGCAGAAGAAGAAAGUGGGCGUCAUCCCUCCUAAGAAAUUCAUCUCACGGUUGAGAAAAGAAAACGAGCUGUUUGACAACUACAUGCAGCAAGAUGCCCACGAGUUCCUCAACUACCUCCUCAACACCAUCGCGGACCUCCUCCAGGAGGAGAAGAGCCAGGAGCGGCAGCAGAACGGAAAGCUGGUGCAGAACGGCGGAGGGAACGAGGUCGUGUUGGGAAGCGGAGAAAGCGAAGGCGAGAAGGAGACGCAGCAGACGUGGGUCCACGAGAUCUUUCAAGGGACGCUAACCAAUGAGACGCGCUGCCUUAAUUGCGAAGCUGUUAGCAGUAAAGACGAGGACUUCCUGGAUUUGUCUGUGGACGUGGAGCAAAACACAUCCAUUACGCACUGCCUCAGGGGCUUUAGCAACACGGAAACGCUGUGCAGCGAGUACAAGUACUACUGCGAGCAGUGUCGCAGCAAACAGGAAGCCCAAAAAAGGAUGAGGGUAAAGAAGCUACCUAUGAUCCUGGCGCUGCAUCUCAAGCGCUUCAAGUACAUGGACCAACUGCACCGCUACACUAAGCUAUCGUACCGGGUGGUCUUCCCUCUGGAGCUGCGCCUUUUUAACACGUCGGGGGAUGCUACCAACCCGGACCGCAUGUACGACCUGGUGGCUGUUGUGGUGCACUGUGGCAGCGGACCCAACCGAGGUCACUACAUCACCAUAGUCAAGAGCCAUGGGUUCUGGCUGCUUUUCGACGACGACAUCGUAGAGAAAAUUGACGCGCAGGCCAUCGAAGAGUUCUACGGCCUGACGUCGGACAUUUCCAAAAACUCCGAAUCGGGAUACAUCCUCUUCUACCAGUCUAGAGACUGA
Nerophis lumbriciformis (worm pipefish) is the source of this 1140-nucleotide messenger RNA. The record is from RefSeq and is a predicted model, not a curated record. NCBI's taxonomy places the organism in Eukaryota, Metazoa, Chordata, Actinopteri, Syngnathiformes, Syngnathidae.